Cheilinus undulatus (humphead wrasse) is the source of this 7641-nucleotide messenger RNA. RefSeq names its product protein tyrosine phosphatase receptor type Db (gene ptprdb). The coding region runs from base 440 to 6274 and encodes 1944 amino acids. Lineage: Eukaryota; Metazoa; Chordata; Actinopteri; Labriformes; Labridae. Gene Ontology annotation, molecular function: protein tyrosine phosphatase activity; protein binding. Gene Ontology annotation, biological process: protein dephosphorylation. The transcript has 45 exons. The record is from RefSeq and is a predicted model, not a curated record.
UCGGUGCGCAUCGUCAGCAUCAGUUUGAAGUCAAAUCUGACAGCCUGCUGCCUUGCCUGGUCCUUUUUCCUUUCCCCGUCUCUUUCCCUCUCCGGUGGUCAUCCCGUCUUGUUUCAGAGUAGUGUCGGGACUGUGGGAGCGCGUCUGGCUUCAACUUGGGGUGAAGAAAGACAAGAGGAAACUCCUCGGGAUUCUCCGUACAACGAGCUCUGUUCCGGAUAUUCUGUUUGACGUGUUGAAGUGCUUCUUCAGGAGAAUUUUGGGGAGAUUUCCGACUCUUUCAUUCCUCAAGGAUGAAGCAGAACAGUGGACCUGUGUAUUGAAACAGCUCCCACUUUCCAAACUUCAUGUUGCAGGAUGAACCAUGAGCAGAGGUUGUGAGGGCCUGUUUCUAUCGUCCUGUUGUACAGUGAGGCAGUGAGCUCACGGUGGAUACAGCAUGCAUGUGUCGAAAUAUCCCAUGAUGCACUCUGCCAACUCAGGCCUGCUACUCCUCAGCUUCCUCUUCCUCGCCGAUGCCGACUCACCCCCCAGAUUCACACGAACCCCAGAAGACCAAAUAGGAGUGCAGGGGGGAGUGGCCUCCUUUGUGUGUCAGGCCGCAGGUGACCCACAGCCCAAGAUAGUGUGGAACAAGAAAGGCAAAAAAGUCAGCAACCAGAGAUUUGAGGUUAUAGAGUUUGAUGACGGGUCCGGCUCGGUUUUGAGAAUCCAGCCUCUUAGGACCCCAAGAGACGAGGCUAUAUAUGAAUGUCACGCCUCCAACUCUGCAGGAGAGAUCACUGCCUCCACCAGGCUCAGUGUGCUACGAGAGGACCAGCUGCCCUCGGGGUUCCCCACCAUAGACAUGGGUCCCCAGCUAAAGGUGGUAGAGCGCUCUCGGACUGCUACCAUGCUUUGUGCUGCUAGCGGUAACCCUGACCCAGAAAUUACCUGGUUCAAGGAUUUCCUGCCAGUCAACACAUCCAAUAACAACGGGCGGAUCAAGCAGCUUCGCUCAGAGUCCUUUGGUGGCACGCCCAUACGAGGUGCCCUCCAGAUAGAGAUGAGUGAGGAGUCAGAUCAGGGGAAAUAUGAGUGUGUUGCCACCAACAGCGAUGGGACACGCUAUUCCACGCCAGCCAACCUUUACGUCCGAGAGCUACGAGAAGUUCGUCGUGUCCCCCCUCGCUUCUCCAUCCCCCCAGCUGACAGCGAGAUCAUGCCAGGGGGCAACGUCAACAUCACCUGUGUGGCAGUGGGUUCCCCCAUGCCCUAUGUGAAGUGGAUGCUUGGAGCAGAGGACCUGACACCCGAGGACGAUAUGCCCAUCGGCCGCAACGUCCUUGAAUUGACUGACGUCCGCCAGUCCAACAAUUACACGUGUGUCGCCAUGUCAACACUUGGUGUGAUAGAAGCAGUGGCGCAGAUCAUUGUGAAAGCUUUGCCGAGGGCUCCAGGUACACCUGUAGUCACAGAAAGAACUGCAACAAGCAUCACACUCACCUGGGACUCAGGCAACCCCGAGCCUGUCUCGUACUACAUCAUUCAGCACCGUGCCAAAGGGUCUGAGGACCCUUAUAAAGAGAUUGAUGGAAUCGCCACAACGCGCUACAGUGUAGGCGGUCUCAGCCCGUACUCCCACUAUGACUUCCGGGUGGCAGCAGUGAACACCAUUGGCCAGGGUCCCUCCAGCGAUGUGGUGGAAGCUCGCACGGCUGAGCAGGCCCCCUCCUCUCCUCCUCGACAGGUCAGAGGUCGUAUGCUGAGCACUACAACAGCAAUUAUCCACUGGGAUGAACCAGAGGAGCCAAACGGCCAGGUGGUGGGUUACCGAGUCUACUACACCUCAGACAACACGCUUCCAGUCAACCAGUGGGAGAAGCAGAUGGUGCGCAGCGCCAACUUCAUCACCAUCCAGAGUUUGACUCCGAACAAGACUUAUUACAUCCGAGUGCUGGCGUUCACCUCCGUAGGAGAUGGACCGCUGUCCCAGGACCUGCAGAUCAUUGCUAAGACUGGCGUUCCAUCACAACCUUCAGAGUUUAAAGGUGAGGCCAAGUCUGAGACCAGUAUCCUGCUGUCCUGGGUAGCCCCACCCCAGGGUGGUCCUGAUAACCAGAUUACAGGAUAUGAGUUGGUCUAUAGGCGGGCUGAUGACACAGAGGAGAAAAAAGUGAGCUUUGAACCAACCACUUCCUACCUGCUGAAGAACCUGAAGCCUUUUUCCACCUACACCUUCCAGCUGGCUGCAAAGAGCAAACAUGGAGUCGGGGCAUAUACCAAUGAAGUGUCCAUCGACACACCACAGACGCUUCCUUCAGCACCUCCCCAGGACAUCACAUGCACCAGCCCCAGUUCUACCAGCAUCCUGGUAAGUUGGGCCCCGCCUCCUCUGGAGUUUCAGAACGGCAUCAUUACAGGAUACUCCAUCCAGUAUUCAACCACCGAGGGUAGCAAGGUGUCCAAAAGAAUUGACGGAAUACCUCCGGAAAGUUCUCCGUAUCUCCUGGAAAACUUGGAGAAAUGGACAGAGUAUGGCAUAACGGUGCGGGCGCAGACGGAAGCUGGGGAUGGACCGGAAAGUUUACAGCUGCUUAUUCGCACAGAAGAAGAUGUUCCAAGUGGUCCUCCUCGAGCGGUGGAGGCAGAGACUGUGAACGCCUCAGCUGUUAGGGUGAAAUGGCGAGCACCAGCCCCUGAAAAGCAACACGGUCAGAUCCGAGGCUACCAAGUCCACUAUGUGAGGAUGAACUACGGAGAGCCGCAGGGUCAGCCCUUCAUCAAGGACAUCCUCAUUGAGGACUCUCAGUGGGAAAAGGAUGACUCCACUGAGUAUGAUGUAAUUCUUGGAGAUCUGAAGGCAGACACAUCCUACUCCGUGUCAGUGGGGGCUUACACGGCUAAAGGUGAUGGGGCUCGCAGCAAACCUGUUACUGCCUGCACAUCCCUGCCAUUGCCUGAGAAGCCCAAACUGAUGGUGAGCGCCACUGAUUCAAGCACUGCUCUGCUUCAGUGGUACCCACCACAAAACCCCCCCACCCCUCUCCUGGGGUACCGCCUCACCUUUGGCCGUGUCGAUGUCCUUCCCUUUACGGUUGUUGAGUUCCCCACCAAGGAGAACCGCUACACCGCCCAGGACAUCCACAAGGGAGCUAACUAUGUGUUCAGACUCUCCGCCCGGAACAAAAUGGGCUAUGGAGAAGAGGCUAUAAAGGAAGUGACCACUCCAGAGGAUUCCCCAAGUGGAUACCCAGAAAAUAUAAUCUCUGCAGAGGCCUCUGCCACCUCCCUGCGGCUGGAAUGGAAAUCAGUGCCUCUAAUUGAGCAAAAUGGGAAGAUUGUGAAGUACUCGGUGCUGUAUAAGGAUAUAAACAGCAGGGGGAAUGCCUCAGAAGUUGUUGUGCCCACUCCUGGCUCGAGUAUUUUGUUGGAGGGUCUGAGUGCUGAUACCGUGUAUGAAGUCAGGUUGUGUGCAUUCACAGCUGUCGGCCCUGGGCCUUACAGCCCCGGUGUCCAGUUUAGGACACAACGGCUGGACCAAGUUUUUGCUGCAAACUUCCGAGUGAAGGCUGCCAUGAAGAACUCUGUUUUGCUGUCCUGGGAGACAAGAGACAAGAACCCUGCCCAGCCGUUCACCAUCCUGUAUGGAAAGGGCCAGUCUGUUGAAGUGGACGGGAAGCUGACUCAGAAGCUGAUCACUGGUUUAGAGCCGGACACCCAGUACUCCUUUCUGCUCACCAACCGGGCCAACAGUGCAGGGGGACUACAGCAUCGGGUCACUGCCACUACUGCCCCUGACAUCCUUAAAACCAAACCCACAGUGGUGGGAAAGACCAACGCAGAUGGCAUGGUGACUGUGCAGCUUCCAACAGUGCAGACCACAGCCAAAGUCAGGGGUUACUAUGUUGUCGUGGUUCCUCUGAAGAAGCAAAGAGGAGGGAAGUUUCUGAAUCCCUGGGAGGACCCUGACCAGAUGAACAUGGAUGAGCUCCUGAAAGAGAUCAACAGGACCAGCAUCAGUCGUGCCCUUCGUAUACGCAGACAGGCUGGCCAAUCAGAUCCAAGAGCAUAUGUCAGUGCCCACUUUAAGACCCUCCCCCUGGAGUUCACGCUGGGAGAUGGUCGAAACUAUGGUGACUUCCGCAACCGCCCUCUGCAAAAUGGACAGGAGUAUGUUUUCUUUGUCCUUGCUCUGCUGGACCUCUCUGAGAAUACCAUGUUUGCCACCAGUCCUUACUCUGAUCCUGUGACCUCAUCAGAUGUGGAUCCUCAGCCAAUCGUUGACGAGGAGGAGGGUCUAUUGUGGGUGGUGGGGCCUGUGCUGGCUGUCAUCUUCAUCGUCUGCAUCGUCAUUGCCAUCCUCCUCUUCAAAAGCAAACCUGACAGAAAAAGGGCUGAGGCUGAGGGCAGGAAGGGCAGUUUCCCCUGUAGCAAAGCCAUGUCGUCCCAUCAUCCCACCGAUCCUGUAGAGCUGCGUAGAAUCAACUUCCAAACUCCAGCCUAUCGUGUGUCAGUGUAUCGCGGUUAUCGGCGCUUGUCAAGCAUGGCAAGUCACCCGCCUGUCCCCAUCUCUGAGCUGGCAGAUCACACCGAGCGCCUCAAGGCGAACGACAAUCUCAAGUUUUCUCAAGAGUACGAGUCCAUCGACCCCGGUCAGCAGUUCACGUGGGAGAACUCUAACUUGGAGGUUAACAAGCCAAAGAACCGCUACGCUAACGUCAUCGCCUAUGACCACUCCAGAGUGAUACUCUCCAGCAUUGAGGGUGUCCCAGGCAGUGACUACAUCAACGCUAACUAUAUCGACGGUUACCGUCGUCAGAAUGCAUACAUCGCCACUCAGGGAUCCCUGCCUGAGACCUUCGGGGAUUUCUGGAGGAUGGUCUGGGAGCAGCACACAGCUAAUAUCAUCAUGAUGACAAAGCUAGAAGAAAAGUCAAGGGUGAAGUGUGAUCAGUACUGGCCAACACGGGGCACAGAGACCUACGGCCUCAUCCAGGUCACUCUACUGGACACAGUGGAGCUGGCCACCUACUCUGUCAGGACCUUCGCUCUCUACAAGAGCGGCUCCAAUGAGAAGCGUGAGGUUCGUCACUUUCAGUUUACAGCCUGGCCGGACCACGGGGUGCCUGAACACCCCACCCCCUUCCUGGCCUUCCUACGCAGGGUGAAGGCCUGCAACCCUCCCGACGCGGGACCAAUGAUUGUCCAUUGCAGCGCUGGAGUUGGCCGCACCGGCUGCUUCAUUGUCAUCGAUGCCAUGACGGAGCGAAUCAAGCAUGAAAAGACCAUUGACAUCUACGGCCAUGUUACGCUGAUGCGCUCCCAGAGGAACUAUAUGGUUCAGACGGAGGACCAGUACAUCUUCAUCCAUGAUGCACUGCUGGAGGCUGUGACCUGUGGGAACACCGAGGUCCCUGCGAGGAACCUGUACUCCUACAUUCAGAGGCUGACGCAGAUUGAACCGGGGGAGAAUGUCACCGGCAUGGAGCUGGAGUUCAAGCGUCUAGCCAGUGCCAAGGCGCACACAUCACGGUUUGUGAGUGCCAACCUGCCAUGCAACAAGUUCAAGAAUCGGCUGGUGAACAUCAUGCCCUACGAGACCACACGUGUGUGUCUGCAGCCAAUCAGAGGGGUGGAGGGAUCGGACUAUAUCAACGCCAGCUUCAUUGAUGGAUACAGGCAGCAGAAGGCCUAUAUAGCAACCCAAGGCCCGUUGGCUGAAACCACAGAGGACUACUGGAGGAUGCUGUGGGAACACAACUCCACCAUAGUUGUCAUGCUAACCAAGCUGAGAGAAAUGGGACGGGAGAAGUGUCACCAAUACUGGCCUGCAGAGCGCUCAGCUAGGUACCAGUACUUUGUGGUGGAUCCCAUGGCUGAGUACAACAUGCCCCAGUACAUCCUCCGAGAGUUUAAAGUCACCGAUGCCAGGGAUGGCCAAUCACGAACAGUUCGUCAGUUCCAAUUCACUGAUUGGCCAGAGCAAGGAGUGCCAAAGUCAGGGGAGGGAUUUAUUGAUUUCAUUGGCCAGGUGCACAAAACUAAAGAACAGUUUGGCCAGGAUGGGCCAAUCACUGUGCACUGCAGUGCUGGAGUAGGGAGGACUGGUGUGUUCAUCACCCUUAGCAUCGUGCUGGAGAGGAUGAGGUACGAGGGAGUGGUGGACAUCUUCCAGACUGUCAAGAUGCUGCGCACCCAGAGACCUGCCACCGUUCAGACUGAGGACCAGUACCAGUUCUGCUACCGGGCCAGUCUGGAGUACCUGGGAAGCUUUGAUCACUAUGCAACAUAAACCCAGUGGCCGUCUCUUGUGCCACAUCCCACUUAGCGCACUUCUCUGAGGUCCCUUGCGGUCUGGAUAAAUGCACUAGGAUGUGAUGUGUCUUUGAAGAGCUUAAGCCACCACAUGCAGAGUGAAGGGGGACCAUCGGCUUACUCCGUACCAAGAAACAGCACCUCUAACUGAGCCAUAGAAACCUGCUUGACAAGGGUGUUUCUUCCACCCUCAGCCCAAACACACCCAUUGGUCAGUUUGAAGAAGCAACUUCAACCACUGUUCCAAUCAAAAUACUUGAUCAAAUAUUGAUUUUUGUAGUCGUUUCUGUGCUUUUUGUGAGCACCCAGAUUGCUUUACAUUGUUUGGGUGUGGAACUCUCACCUUGUCCACCACCAGUGUAGCAUCACCAACCUAAACACAGGACCAGGCUACAGUAUAUAGCUGUCACUUUUUCUAUCCAGAGGACUUUUGAGAAGGAGUCUACAAAUCCAUCUUAUGGAAGCUACGUGGACCGAGAGGACUGGGACUUUCUAAAGCACCAGAGAUUCACACAGGAGACUGAGAACACAGAGCACACGGUAUAAAAAGACAAAAACUCACAUCCCAAAAAAGAGACACCAAGAAGAGUUUUUUUUUGUUUGUUUUGUUUGGAAACAGACUCUCGUUUCCUGUGAAUGAAAAAGAAGAUGUUUCUACCAUACAGUAAUAAAACCACCAGUUCAACCUUAUGCUUCACGAGUUAAGAUAAGGGAAAUUUGAAAGAGGUUUAAAAUGCAUACCACAAAGUAAAAACAUUAAUUUAGUUUUUUAGAAGAAUAUAGAUAUGUAACUAUCUUGUUUUUUAAAAACUGGGUAUUCCUUGUGGCACGUUCUGUUUUGUUGUUUUUACAGAUUUAUGACUUUGUCCCCACUGAUCAUACAAAGGCAAUGUUUUUCUUUUUUUCUGUGUAAUCCAAUGAGUUGUAGCAGUUUUCUAAAAACAAAAAAAAAAGUGAAACGGUACCGUUUUAAAGUGUACUAUCGAAUCUAGUGUGGAAAAAUGUUCACAAUUCUAUGAAAAACACCACAAUUGAGUGUCACUCUCCUGUAUUCUCCAUCCACAAACACGUUUCGCAUGCACACAGGACUCUCAGCUCUCAUGCCUGUCAGCCCUGUGCGGUUUUCAGAGAGAGCGGCCAUAUUUGAAUCCCCGAUGGGCCCCUCAGAGGUGCAGCAGUAAACCACGCUGCUGGAAAGCCCAGAGAAUAAUCUUGCCAAGUUGGUCUGCGCGCGGGUUGAAAGAAAGCCAGAUUAAACACAAUUUAGAGAGAGUAUGCACAGAAAGCAAAAUAUGAAAAUAACUAUUUAUGUGUCCAAAUAAGCUUCACAACGAUUUCUCAAGC